GGCGAUGGCAGGCCACAUCAACGGUGUCGACUCGGAGAAGCGCAAGAGGACGAGGGGUGCCAAGCCCAAGUACCAAUUUCUCACUGCCGAAGAGGCCAUCGCACACAGGCGCGAACGGAACAGGAUCACAGCUCUGGCGUCCUAUGAAAAGCGCAAAGCAAAUGAGAACGCUCUUAGGAACCAGAUUGCUCAGCUGGAACAGGAGCAGGCUGCCCUGAAACAACUCAUGGGCUUGGUGCAGCAGCCAGUCAUUGACAAAGGUACUGUGAGGGAGCUACUGACCAGGCCAGAUGCGUCAAUAUGCACUGUGCUGGAAUUUGUGACCUCGGCAGCAAAUGUUGCAGCGGGGACAAAGUGCUGAGUGUCACAGGGCAAAUGUACAGUAGAGAGAUGAGUGAAGGAUUGCUUCUCAAUUCCCUGGCACGUCCUGCUGCCAUUCAGCAGCCGAAGCUGAUCAGGAACAAUAUUAUUUCUCGUGCGUUAUUUUCCCUCAAGACUGUUGCAUGUUGCUGUGACUGGCCACUGGGCACUUGUCCGUGUACGAUGUGCUCUGUCGUAGAUUCGUCUACUAAAUUAGUAAUGCAUGCUCUAAUGCGACAACACGAUUGAUACUCACUGUUCCAGGAACACUCUUUAGGUCUGGAGGAUGCUCAAUGACAGCGCUGUGCUCUUGCUAGCAAAUUUUAAUAAAUUAUAUAAUAAUAUAAUAGUAUAUAACAUAUAAUACAUAUUAAUUAAUUGAACCUGAAUUUGAGUGCACAG
This is a messenger RNA of Coccomyxa subellipsoidea C-169, 762 nucleotides long. RefSeq lists its product as hypothetical. Bases 5 to 361 code for a protein of 118 amino acids. The record is from RefSeq and is a predicted model, not a curated record. Lineage: Eukaryota; Viridiplantae; Chlorophyta; Trebouxiophyceae; Coccomyxaceae. The transcript is spliced from 4 exons.